This is a messenger RNA of Cyclospora cayetanensis, 2331 nucleotides long. RefSeq names its product AF4/FMR2 family member 4. Gene Ontology annotation, biological process: ubiquinone biosynthetic process. The record is from RefSeq and is a predicted model, not a curated record. Gene Ontology annotation, cellular component: extrinsic component of mitochondrial inner membrane. The transcript has 15 exons. Lineage: Eukaryota; Apicomplexa; Conoidasida; Eucoccidiorida; Eimeriidae. Gene Ontology annotation, molecular function: kinase activity.
AUGCCGCAAGUUGCAGAAUAUUUAGCCUGCAGAAGGCCAGAGGGAGAAGAAGAGCAGCAGAAGAGCAGUGGCAGGGAGGCAGUCUCGAGUUCGCUGGGAUUAAGGGAGAAGACGCAGUUUCCACUAUCUGCUGUCGCAGCAACUCCCCGUGUGAGAAUUGCAGCCUCGAGGUGCGCUUGCAAGGCGGGAGCGGUGGGGGACGGGGGAGUUGAUUUGCAAAACACGAUCUCUGAGGAUUUCCAACGAGAAGAACAAGAGCAACAAGAAAAGCAACAAUAGCAACAAGAAUUACAGCAACAACAGCAACAACGAAAACAAGAAUAACAGCAACAGCAACAAGAAGAAUACCAGCGGUGUCUGUACAGCUUCUGCUUGAGCCCCCCAGUCGCUGCUGCUGCAGCAACAGCAGCAGCAACAGCAGCAACAGCAGCAGCAACAGCAGCAGCAGCAACCUCAGCAACAGCAGCAACCUCAGCAACAGCAGCAACAACAUCAACAGAAGCAAGAGCAGCAACAACAGGGAUCCCCCAAGAGCAGCAGCUACACCGCAAGCGGAGCUCCACUGCGCGGAUUACUCACGCAGUCUUGGCAGCCGCAGCAACUCGAGGAGCAUCGAACUUCUCAGCCUUAAGAGACAUCGGGCAGAUGUCGCUAGCUGCAGCUGCAGCUGCAGCAACUGAACCCAGCGAGUGGUUUCACAUGCGUUCUGAUGGCAGCUGUAGCAACACUGAUGUGCAGCAGAGAAGUGCUGCCUUAGCCGCAUACGCAGGAAGCCUCAUUGAGGCUGCUGCAAAAGAGGCUUCUCGCCCAGUAGCCUGGACUCAUUUGGAUAUGGCAGCAGCAGCAGAAUUAUCAUCAUCGGCAGCAGCAGCAAAAUCAUCAUCAUCAGCAGCAGCAGCAGCGGCCCUUCCGGAUGAGGCUGUGCAUGCAGCUUUUGAUGGUUCUGCCGCAGCCUCGCGGCUGUUUCCUUCGAUAGCAGCAAACUCAGCAGCGUCGCUCGAAGCUCCUCAAGCAGCAGCAGCAGCACGACUGGCAAAAGCCAGUGCAGCAGCCAUGGAGACUGCAGCAGAGACAUCGCCAGCUGCUGCUGCCCAGCCUUUGAAGGUGUCUUCUCUGCCGAAGAGGCGCAUCGCUCGCGUGUGGCACUUCGCGGUUCUGCUUGUGCAGCUGUGUGGCAGAGUGUCGUGGCAUGCUCUGCUGCAGAAAGCAAAAUUUCGCCUUCGAUUGAACAGGAGAAGCAAAGCCGCAGCAGUCGCUGCGGCUGCAGCCGAUGGGCAGCAGCCGGAGCUGUCGGAUCACGCUGCAACAGCUGCGCGCAUGCUGCAUGCGUUGCAGCAGGAGCAGCAGCAAGCGCAGCAGCAGCAGCAACAUGCCGGAGAACGUCAUCACGUCCAGCUGCAGCAGCUGCCACAGACACCUUUGCAGCAGCAAGGAGUUAUCGAUGGCGUAACAGCACAGCUCUUCGCCGAUAAGAUAUGCCGAAUGCGAGGGGCAGCGCUCAAGUGCCUCCAGAUGCUCAGCAUGGCGGAAGAUUUGUUGCCUCCAGCACUUGUCGAGGCAUUGCGACGUACUCGAGACGCAGCAGACGCGAUGCCUUUUGGGGAAGCAGAAAAGGUUUUGCGAAGAGAGCUGGGAAAGGACUGGCGACGGCACUUUCAGUCCUUCGAUCUUCAACCGUUCGCAGCCGCAAGUAUUGGACAGGUUCCACUUGCCACGGCUGCAAAAACGGCUUCACAGAGGGACAGAAACACCAUGGGGAGACUUUUGCUGCGGCUAGUGCUCCGAGAGAUCUUCAUUUACCGUCUGAUCAACACGGAUGCAAACCCCUCCAACUUCUUGUGGGAUACUAAUGCGCAGCGUCUCUGGCUGCUCGACUUUGGAGCUGGACGGUCGUACUCGUCUGAAUUCGUCGAAACUUACAGACAGCUUCUUUUGGCAGUGCUUGAGGAUGUGAGGAGCUCGAGAUGACGCCAAUCCUCUUACGCGUUGGAUUUCGCAGAGUUCAAUGUCUUGAAGGAACUGCAGCAGCAAAUGGGAAAAGCCAUGAAAACGCGGAAACAGGCCCCUCCUCCUGAGGUGUAUUCGCUGCACCGCAAGCUUGUGGGCUGCUACCUCCUCAACAAUCUGCUGAUGUCUCGAGUUGACGCGCACGCAGUGAGUUGGACAGCACAAAGGCGCAUGGGGUGUAGCGGAUGUGCCCAGUCUACUGAAAGCUUUACUGGCUAUACAUGCGUCUUCCUGCUGGAAACACUGAACGUGACACCAGCGCAGCGCGUUGUGUUUAUAUUGGGGGCUUUGCCUGCUUCAGUUAUUUCAAGAGAUAUGCAGUGA